Molecule: messenger RNA, 1701 nt
Organism: Quercus lobata
Lineage: Eukaryota; Viridiplantae; Streptophyta; Magnoliopsida; Fagales; Fagaceae
Exons: 4
Coding region: 1-1701 (566 amino acids)
Molecular function (GO): RNA-DNA hybrid ribonuclease activity; nucleic acid binding
Source: RefSeq, a predicted model, not a curated record
AUGAAGGAGAAGGUAAGAAAAGACCUCAUCCAGUUCCUGAGAAAGAGUAUCGAUGUUUUUGCAUGGAGUCAUGAUGACAUGCCAGGAAUCGAUCCAAGUGUAAUCACUCAUCGAUUGAAUGUGUACCCCUUUUCUAAGCCUGUUCGUCAGAAGAAGAGGGUGUUCGCUCCUGAGAGGGAUAAAGCAAUCAAGGAAGAGGUUCAGAAACUGACCACAGCACAGUUUAUUAAGGAAGUCUAUUACCCGGAUUGGUUAGCCAAUGUGAUGAUGGUGAAGAAAGAAAAUGGCAAGUGGAGAAUGUGCAUAGGGCGGAAUAUAGAGGUCUAUGUCGACAACAUGCUUGUGAAGAGCCUAGACGAGGGAAGCCACUUGGACGAUCUACAGGAAACCUUUGAAACACUUAGGCGAUAUAAGAUGAAAUUGAACCCAAGUGAAUGUGCAUUCGGAGUAUCAUCGGAAAAAUUUCUGGGGUUCAUGGUUUCGCAAAGAGGAAUUGAAGCGAAUCUAGACAAGAUCCAAGCUAUAUUGGACAUGGAACCACUAAAGAAUAUCAAGGAAGUCCAAUCCCUCACUGGGCGAGUUACUGCUUUGAACAGUUCAGCGCUAAUUAGGGAGGAAGGAAAAGUGCAAAAACCCGUGAACAACACUAGCCGAGCACUCAAAGGAGCAGAAGGAAGGUACCCACUGAUAGAGAAGUUGGCUUUUGCACUAAUAACAGCUUCUAGAAAGUUAAGACAUUACUUCCAAGUUCAUGUCAUCAGUGUCAUGACGAACCAUCCGCUCAGGAAGGCAAUGAACAAGCUGAAAGCUGCAAGACGAUUGAUUCAAUGGGCAGUCGAACUUAGUGAAUUUGACAUUCGAUACCAACCGAGAAAUGCAAUAAAGACCCAAGCCUUGGUAGAUUUCAUUGCAGAGUUCACUCCAAGUUAUGAGGACUUAGGCGGAAGAGAGGACAAUAAAAAAUGGGUCGUCCACGUUGACGGAUCGUCUACACUGCAUGUUGGAGGUAUAGGAGUUGUUUUGCAGUCACUAGAAGGAGACAAAUUAAAGCACAAGGUUCGUUUGCAAUACCAAACCACUAAUAUUGAAGUGGAGUAUGAAGCCUUUUUAAAGGGGUUGGAGUUGGCUAAAUUUGUAGAAGCAGACUCAAUACUUGUCUCAGGAGACUCUCAGUUGGUCAUAGGCCAAGUAAAUGGGACAUGUGAAGCUAAGGAAGACAGAAUGAAGAGAUAUUUAAAGAAGGUAGUACGUCUUGUGAAGAAAUUCAAAGAAGCUGAUUUCAUUCAAAUCCCGAGGGAAGAGAAUGUGGAAGCAGAUACUCUUGCAAAAGAAGCCUCUGUGAAUGAAGCAAUGGACGAGUUGGAUGAAGUACAAUACAUGCCAAGUAUAAACCUUCCAGAAAUGCUGCAGAUAGAGGGUGAUGAAAAUUGGAUGACCCCAAUAGUGUCAUACUUGAAGGACGGAAGGCUUCUAGAGGAGAAGGACGAGGCCAGGAAACUCAGGGUUAAAUCAGCAAGAACUACAGUGAGAACUCUUACAGGGGAAACUCCUUUUAAACUAGCCUAUGGAAGUAAGGUAGUUAUACCAGCAGAAGUACAUAUGGCCAGCCACAGGGUGAGGAAGUAUCAAGCUGAAGAAAACGAAGAACAGCUCUGUCUUAACCUUGACCUUAUGGACGAGGUGAGGAUGGAUGCAGAAUAG